This is a messenger RNA of Sycon ciliatum, 2705 nucleotides long. RefSeq names its product target of rapamycin complex subunit lst8-like. Bases 376 to 1344 code for a protein of 322 amino acids. Gene Ontology annotation, biological process: TOR signaling; regulation of actin cytoskeleton organization. The record is from RefSeq and is a predicted model, not a curated record. Gene Ontology annotation, cellular component: TORC2 complex; TORC1 complex. NCBI's taxonomy places the organism in Eukaryota, Metazoa, Porifera, Calcarea, Leucosolenida, Sycettidae. The transcript has 10 exons. Gene Ontology annotation, molecular function: protein binding.
GCUCUUGACUUGCUUGUCUUGAAACACAAAAAACAAGGAUUUGCUUCUUCUCUGAUCUUCAGCAGUCAGGGGCUAUUUGAAGUUAGUUGUAACAAAUGGAUCUUCGAGAGCCUCACCGUAGUGUACUCCUAUCUUCUUGUAAUGUACUGGACAGGACGCAACAUACUCUCAUCACAGGAUUACUCAACUACUAGCAUUCAUGUUCCAUCGUGCCUGAAGGUGGCUAAGGAGUAUUACUAGUAUUCGCCACAACCCGUUAUUUGGCGAGAUAAGCUUUUUGCUCCAACGCCUUGGAAAGGUGGAAAGAAUAUUUGAAUAGCUCUUGGUGCUCCUUUGUGGAGCUGACAACCGGCAGAAAAACUGGCGCACCGAAAGAUGACUGGAGGUGUGGACAGCAGCGCUGAUGUUCUGCUGGCCACUGCCGGCUACGAUCACACGAUUCGUUUCUGGCAAGCUCACUCAGGCAUCAGCCUGCGAACUCUGCAACACCCAGACUCGCAAGUAAAUUGCUUGGCCUUCUCGCCGGACCGGGUUAUUAUCGCUGCAGCAGGCCAUCAGCAUGUCCGUAUGUACGACGUCAACUCGAACAAUCCGAAUCCGGUUGUCAACUAUGACGGUAUGUCCAAGAAUGUAAUGGACUGUGGGUUCCAGUGCGAUGGACAGUGGAUGUGGACAGCUGGCGAGGACAAGACCGUCAAGAUCUGGGACUUGCGAUCACCGCGUGUAGCGUGUCAGCGUAUGUUCCAGGCUGAUUCACCCGUCAACUGUGCUGUGUUGCACCCCAAUCAGGGAGAAAUCAUUCUUGGUGAUGCGACCGGCGCUAUUCAUAUCUGGGAUCUUCGAAACGAUGAUGAUAGCGGUUCCAGCCAUCUUCUGAAACCAGAUCAUGAAGCAUCCAUCCAAUGCCUAGCUAUCAACCAAGAUGCCAACUACCUAGCCUCCAUAAACAACAAGGGUGACAUUUACGUCUGGAGUUUGUCACAGUCCUCACCGGACCACGCUUGCACCCUGACACCCAAGACCAAAGUGAAGGCACAUGAGAAAUACGGACUCAAAUGUCGCUUCAGUCCCGACUCAUGUUUGUUGGCCACCACGUCGGCAGACAGCAGUAUCAAGAUUUGGAACACGGCCGACUGGUCUCUGCGUCAGACCCUGACUGCGGAGAGUCAACGCUGGGUGUGGGACGCUCAGUUCUCUGCUGAUUCAAACUACAUUGUCACCGCAUCAUCGGAUGGCAACGGUCGCCUGUGGUGUGUGGACGACGGGGAUGUGCGCCGCACAUACAGUGGUCACCAGAAGGCCAUCGUGUGUCUGGCAUUCCACGACAAAUCCCCCGGCUCAUAAUGCUACAGGCUAUUAGUACUUGUUGCCGCUGCUGGGUAGCUGCAAUAUGGUAGCUACAUGGUUGGAGACAACGUCGUGGCAUGUGUGCUUGCUAUCAUCUCGCCUGCUCCCUGGGUAAGGAGAUUUAUGUCAACUUUGCGCAGCACCGUGCACGGACUGAGCAUGCACGGCGCGCUGUUUCUAGCUGGCCUGUGCAGCUGCUUACAGCGUUGUGGACACUACCGCUGCUGAAACUUCUACUGGUAGAUAGCCCUUUCCUCUGUGCGUUGUUCAACCUGUUUCUGCAAUGGAUCUUGCGUUUUGCUGUUGAUAAUACGUCACUCAAGCCCUUUUUUCCCCUUUUUUGAUGAUACGUGCUUUCUUCUCUUUGCUCGACAUCCCUCUUGAUUAGGGUUUUUUUCAUGAGCAGUGCUGCCUAUAUCAGCUUGCUCUAGCUGGCUAGCUUUUUUGCAGAAUUACUUUAGCGUGCUGUGCACUCUGUGUGUGUGUGUGUGUGUGUGUGUGUGUGUGUGUGUGUGUGUGUGUGUGUGUGUGUGCGUGUGUGUGCCUGUGUGUGUGUGUGUGUGCCUGUGUGUGUGUGUGUGUGUGUGUGUGUGUGUGAGAGAGAGAGAGAGAGAGAGAGAGAGAGAGAGAGAGAGAGAGAGAGAGAGAGAGAGAGAGAGAGAGAGAGAGAGAGAGAGAGAGAGAGAGAGAGAGAGAGAGAGAGAGAGAGAGAGAGAGAGAGAGAGAGAGAGAGAGAGAGAGAGAGAGAGAGAGAGAGAGAGAGAGAGGUUGUAUGUGCGCACAGGUGCGUGCACCUGCAUUUCAAAUGUCCUAUUGCAUUCAUUACUCUCAGCUUGAUUUGGUUGCUAUUCCUAACUAACCCCCCACCCCCACCCCUUCUCAUCCUCUUUUAGUUGGCUUUAUGGGUUGCGGGCUGCCAAUAGCCAUGUUGAGGUAGACAUGAUUUUCAAAUUUUAUUCUGCGUAAGUUUGUGCGGUCAUGUGCAUGUAGCGAAAGCAGAUAGCGAAAGCAGAUCUGUUUUCUUUUUCUUUUGUUGUUGUUGUGGUCGUUGUUGAUGUUGUUGUGGUCGUCGUUGUUGUUGUUGUUGUUGUUGUUGUUGUGGUGGUCGUUGUUGUUGUUGUUGUUGUUGUUGUUGUUGUUGUUGUUGUUUCAGUCGUUUUGAUCGCUGCCGCUGACUAUUGGCAGUAUUGCAAUUGCUGUCUUGGCUAGUUUGAGUCCUCGUUGAGCAUACUGCAUUCAUUGUAUUGUUCACUUCUGUGUUAUUUUAUUUUCACCAGUCUUUUUGCACAUUAACACCUUUGUUUGGUAUGCGUUCUCACGGAGACGCUACCGGAAUAUGUUGAGCGAGUCAAUGUCGA